Rasamsonia emersonii CBS 393.64 is the source of this 1080-nucleotide messenger RNA. RefSeq lists its product as uncharacterized. The transcript is spliced from 2 exons. Lineage: Eukaryota; Fungi; Ascomycota; Eurotiomycetes; Eurotiales; Trichocomaceae. The record is from RefSeq and is a predicted model, not a curated record. Gene Ontology annotation, molecular function: protein binding. The coding region runs from base 1 to 1080 and encodes 359 amino acids.
AUGAAGCGUACUCUGUCAAGUUCCAUUGAAAACGUCUCUGUGAAGCGGCAACACUUACCCUCUUCUCCAUCUCAGACUGUGAAUGUCAAACUGCUGCGAUUACUCCCCCUAGAGCUUCUUUUUAUUAUCCUUGAAUAUCUACCCUUUCAGACUCUCAUGAACCUGAUCCAAACACCAUCAUGGCUGUCAGAUAAUAUAUGCAAACUCUUCCUCUCUAAGGAAUACUUCGUCCGGCUCCCCCUACAUCACCAGUCCAAACUGCUGUCCUUCAUUACGAGGGAAUGGCUGCGGCGUGGGAAAGCAAAUGAUUUCGAAGUGUCUCUCAAAACCCUCCUAAACUGGGUAUCAUCGUUAUUUACUGAUCGUUCUGGAUUCUUGCCUCUUCACUUUGCUGUCGUUGGGGGCAUUUUGGAGUUAAUCCAACUCUGCCUUGACAAACGUCCGCCGUGUCCUGAAACUAUGAAGUCCGUGUCCAACUUCGCCAUCACAAACGGGGCCCCUAAAUUUGCGAUCGAAUACCUUUUUGAACGCAACCCCGAGACCAUUCUCAACCUACCCGGCUCAUUGCUUGUUAAAGCAAUGAACGCCGGCCGUCUGGAUAUUCUGGAAUUGUUGCUAGAUAAAGCCAAUCCUGAUGACCUUGCUAUGCUUCAUGUUGCAGCACAAAGUGGUUGUGAUGAUCUCAUUGAAGAGCUGUCGAAGAACCUCAAUUCACUGGAUGAUAUAGUGGACAAACACCAACGGACAGCACUACAUCUUGCGGCGAGCGAAAGCGAUCGUGACAUGAUGCGUUUGUUGGUGAAACUUGGCUGUUCGAUAUCUUCCCAAGAUGCCCAAGGCCGGACCGUCCUCCAUCAUGCUGUUCUUCCUGUUUGCGAGAUAGACUUCUGUCAACCCGAGUCGGAAAUCAAGGCUGUCAAAAGAUGUGUUAGAUGGCUCAUUAGACAAGGAGUCGACAAGGGCGCAAGAGAUGUCUUUGGAGAGACGCCAUAUGACUAUGUGAAAGAAGAGCUGAUUGACUGGAGGAUCCUCAAACCAAGCCCACAAUCUCGGCGCAAUAUAUCAAUGAAAGAGAAUUGA